GCCGCUAUUAUCCCUUUUAUUCUAGAGUCGGUUCUCUCUCUCUCAUCACUCUCUCUCCGCCGCUAUAAGCUCUCUUAUACACCUUCAUCAUUUCCUCAUCUCUCCCAGUCUUUAUCCAUUACCAUCUCUCCCAGAAAUAUCUCUCCCGUGUAGUUUGAGUCUCUCCAGAAGUGAUCAUUUCAGCUGUUUCUAGAUCAUAUGCUGUGAUCACUCUAUCCAGAGGGCGAAUCACAUAAGUUACUUUUAAGUUACUUAAAUCGAGUCUAAUUUGUUGAAGUUGAUCUCUCGGAAAUGGCGGAUUCAAGUGACAGAGGCUCGGACUGUGAUGAAAACAUUACCAAAGCUUGUGAUAAAGUUGUGCGAGAUGAAGCCCCAAAUCAGGGGGCUAAAACUUGUGCUGAUUGCGGAACUACUAAGACCCCUCUUUGGCGAGGCGGUCCAGCUGGCCCCAAGUCGUUGUGUAAUGCUUGUGGGAUCAGGAGCCGGAAGCGAAAGAGGGCUCUGAUGGGUCUGAGCAACAAAGAAGAGAAGAAGCCCAAGAAGAACAACUCGAAUGCGAGUACGAUAACCAGCAGCGACGGAUCAUCUAGCAAUAACGGCGAAGACGUAGUGGAGAGGAGGUUUUUGUGUGUGGACAGUGAGAACGUUUUGCAGAGGCCAAGAUCGAGCAUGUGCAAGAAGAGGAGGAAGUUUGGGGAAGAGGAGAGGCGAGCUGCGAUGCUUUUGAUGGCUUUGUCUUGUGGUUCGGUUUUUGCUUAUUAAUGAAAGAUCUUGGUAGUAUCUAGUAGUGUGUUAUGUUUAAGUGUUGAGUCAUAUGUUGUAGGGGUUAGGUUUGAUGGAUCCUUGUUUGUAAUAGUUUUGGAAUGAUGAUGAGAGGAGAAACAAGGGUUAUGAGAAAUGGGAAAACUGAAUUGUCCUAAA
Molecule: messenger RNA, 921 nt
Organism: Daucus carota subsp. sativus
Lineage: Eukaryota; Viridiplantae; Streptophyta; Magnoliopsida; Apiales; Apiaceae
Product: GATA transcription factor 16
Exons: 3
Coding region: 292-762 (156 amino acids)
Biological process (GO): regulation of DNA-templated transcription
Molecular function (GO): zinc ion binding; sequence-specific DNA binding
Source: RefSeq, a predicted model, not a curated record